Medioppia subpectinata is the source of this 967-nucleotide messenger RNA. NCBI's taxonomy places the organism in Eukaryota, Metazoa, Arthropoda, Arachnida, Sarcoptiformes, Oppiidae. The record is from the annotation of a GenBank genome assembly.
AUAUAAUUUUAAUUAUUAUUAUAUAUAGCUUUAUAUACUAUAUUUUAAAUAGUUAUUAAAAAUGAAAUUACUAGUAGCAUUGAUGUGUGGAUUGGUUUGUAUUGUGAGCGCAGACUAUAGUAUAGAGGACUACAAAGCGGUCGCAAAGUCCCGAAACUUUACGGGUAGUGUAGUUGUAGUGACCGGUUCCUCGUCGGGCAUCGGAGAGGGAAUCGUUAAACUGUUUUCUAUAUUAGGGGCUAAUGUUGUGGUCACCGGAAGGAAAGCACAGGACGUUCAACGAGUGGCCAAAGAGGUCCAAGAAUUGUCACCACUAAAACUGAAGCCAUUAGAAGUUGUGGGAGAUUUGACCAAAACAUCUGAUGUAAACAAUUUGAUCGAUUCUACGGUCAAAACGUUUGGCCGAUUGGAUGUAUUGGUCAAUAACGCCGGUAUUGCGUUGUUUUCAAACAUCACACAACCAGACAUAUUGUCGGUUUGGGAUCAGAUAUAUGCCGUCGAUUUACGCGCUGUCGUAGAACUCAUCCACCGAUCGGUUCCACAUCUGGAGAAAACUAACGGAACUAUUAUUGAUAUUUCAAGUUUGGCUUCACUCGCACCGUUGCAAGAUGCAAUAGCCUAUGGUGCGGCCAAAGCAGGUCUGGAUAUGUUGGGCAAAAUAUUAGCCCUGGAAUUGGGGCCCAAAGGUAUUCGUGUCAACACUAUUAAUCCGGGUGGUAUACAUACCAGAGACCCACCGACUCCUAUUGAAGUCCGCGUCUCUAAAGUGACGCCAUUGGGAAGAGUGUGUCAACCCCUAGACAUCGCCCGUGCGGUCGCAUUCCUGGCCUCCACUGACGGCCAGUUUAUUACCGGCGCUAAUCUGGUAGUCGACGGCGGACUUGUAUAUAAUAUCGACUAUCCUAUAGAGGACUAUAAGGCGGUCGCAAAGUCCCGGGACUUUACGGGGAAAGUGGUUCUCGUGACC